Haliotis rufescens (red abalone) is the source of this 1164-nucleotide messenger RNA. Its product is annotated as fibropellin-3-like. NCBI's taxonomy places the organism in Eukaryota, Metazoa, Mollusca, Gastropoda, Lepetellida, Haliotidae. The transcript has 3 exons. Bases 141 to 830 code for a protein of 229 amino acids. The record is from RefSeq and is a predicted model, not a curated record. Gene Ontology annotation, molecular function: calcium ion binding.
GCCCAGUGAUUCAGGAAGUAACCCAAGCCCUGUUUUCCUACUCGUGCCUCUGUUCUUAUAAAGUCAACGCAGUGUAUUUGAAACAGGGAUUUUAUCCCGAUACUAUCGUGUACAACCAGAAAAGAGUGUACACCGACACAAUGUGUUUAUGUACGGUGCACCUGAUUGCUCUGUUCAUGCUUCAUGCAGCAUGGAGUCAGAGAGCUCCAACAUGGGAUGCGUGUGAAUGCAGUUGGGUAGCAUGGCAAGGAUGGUCUACCUGUUCAAGGCUCUGCUACGGGAGGCAGGUCAGAGAGAGACAGGUGCGGAUGCUUGACAGUUGUGAGACUUUUGGGCACUGUGAUGGUGGCGCCGGCGCCUACGACUACAGGGACUGCAACACUCACUGUACCUACGGUUCGUACGACUCCUCCUACGGCGGAUGCAGGUGCCCGGCUGGGAGAUAUGGAACAUGCUGUGAUAAUGUUAUAACCUGUGGUACGCCACAAACAACGUCAAACGGUGCCUACACAGUCAGCAACAGCAACAACUACGGCAGCGUGGCCACGUACACGUGCACCAACGGGUACAACAUGACUGGGACUGCCACAAUGUCAUGUUCCACCUACAACAGCAACUCCACGUAUGGAAACUGGACGGGGUCUGCGCCAAGGUGCCUGUUCGCUGAGUCCUGUAACAGCAGCCCCUGCCAGAACGGAGGCACGUGUGUGAACGGUCUGGAGAUGUACACGUGUGUUUGUUCGCCUGGGUGGCCAGGGAUCAACUGUGAAGCAGGUAGGAAAACCAGCAUGGCUGAUCAAACUAACAAAUGUACGGCGAUCAAAUGCUGAUAGCACCUCAUAUCUGAAAACACAUUUUCAUAUCCUAGUUACACUCUUUAACAACACAAUUGUUGCAGUUAACAAACGUAGAUUGAGUACUUAGGGCUGUUUAUGUAUCACCUGUAAAUAACAUCUGACUUUUAUAUACCUUCAAUUAGUAAUCAUACACACAUUAUUGGCUCAUGUGACCCUAGAUGUGUUUUGUUUUCUAUAUGUGACCAUGCUGGGAUGUAAUUAUACAUGUAUGCAUGAUUUCAUUGAGCGUGAGUGUCUUUUUGUGUGUCUGCAUCUUAUGACUUUACCUCUUGCAAUUUAACACGUUCACGGCAUAGCUUCUGGCACU